AUGGACAACGCCAGUGUUCCUCAGCAUACGCAGAUCCAAGAGCACACCGAGGCAACAACUUUUGAGGCAAUCCAUCCCAACCGCAACCACGCCCACCGCGACGACGCCAGCGUCAGGACUGCAUCUAUCACCGAAAGCACUGCGCGCAACUCGGCCAACAACGAAAAGGGCUUCAGCAAUGUCACGGGUGGGGUUGACAUCCAACGUGCCGAGGCCGAUUUUGCGGAACUAUCAAAAGAGCUCUCCCGUGCUAGCAACAUCUCGCGCCGAUUAAGUCGCGUACAGAGCAAGCAGAGUCGCAAAGACAAAGUUGUCACAGACGUAGAGAAGGCCACUGUUGCAGGUUCCGACUCCUCCGAUGAGGCCUUCGACCUCGAAGCCACUUUGCGCGGUGGCAAAGACGAGGAAGAGGCAGCGGGUAUCAAGUCGAAGCGCAUUGGUGUUGUGUGGGACGGUCUCACCGUUAGCGGUAUCGGUGGUGUCAAGAACUACGUCAAAACCUUCCCUGACGCCUUUGUAUCGUUUUUCAAUGUCUUCGAAACCGCCGCCAACAUUCUCGGCCUUGGCAAGAAGGGAAAGGAGUUCGACAUCCUGAAGGACUUCAAGGGUGUCGUCAAGCCUGGCGAGAUGGUGCUGGUCCUAGGAAAGCCAGGCAGCGGUUGUACCACAUUCCUCAAGGUCAUCAGCAACCAGCGAUACGGAUACACCAAGGUUGAUGGAAACGUCCUAUACGGUCCAUUCGAUGCCGACUUCUUCGAGAAGAGGUACAGGGGUGAGGCGGUAUACUGCGAGGAGGAUGAGAACCACCACCCUACACUCACCGUCGGACAGACACUCGACUUCGCGCUCGAGACCAAGGUACCUGGAAAGCGCCCAGCCGGACUCUCAAGACAAGACUUCAAGGAGAAGGUCAUCGACCUCAUGCUCAAGAUGUUCAACAUCGAGCACACGCGCAACACCAUUUCCGAGGCCGCUGCCAGGCUCGAUGCUGAGAUGGUAGCGUACAAGGCACAGAUGGACCAGGAGAAGCACGUCUACGAUGACUUCCAGCUAGCCGUCAAGGAGUCCAAGCGCCAUGCACCCCAGAAGUCUGUCUACUCGAUUCCUUUCUACCUGCAAGUCUGGGCCUUGGCGAAGCGUCAAUUCUUGCUCAAAUGGCAGGACAAGUUCGCCCUCGUUGUCUCUUGGAUCACCUCCAUCUCUAUUGCCAUCAUUACCGGUACCGUCUGGCUCGAUCUCCCUGAUACCUCUGCAGGCGCCUUCACUCGUGGUGGUGUUCUCUUCAUUGCUCUGCUCUUCAACGCUUUCCAGGCUUUCUCCGAAUUGGCAUCCACCAUGUUAGGCAGGCCAAUCAUCAACAAACAUCGUGCUUUUACAUUCCAUCGACCGUCAGCCCUUUGGAUAGCCCAGAUUGGUGUCGAUCUCCUGUUUGCAUCCGUGCAGAUUCUGGUCUUUUCCAUCAUCGUGUACUUCAUGACGAACCUGGUGCGAGAUGCCGGAGCUUUCUUCACAUUCGCGUUGGUCAUCAUCACUGGUUAUCUGGCUAUGACACUGUUCUUCCGAACGGUUGGAUGUCUCUGUCCAGAUUUCGAUGUCGCGAUUCGUCUAGCUGCUACAAUCAUCACAUUGUUCGUACUCACUUCCGGUUACCUUAUCCAGUGGCAAUCCGAGCAAGUCUGGCUUCGAUGGAUCUUCUACAUCAACGCUUUAGGAUUGGGUUUCUCUGCUCUCAUGAUGAAUGAGUUCAGCCGCCUGGACUUGACCUGUGCCGGUAGCUCCCUGGUUCCUUCUGGACCUGGUUACGACGACCUCAGCGCCCAGGUUUGUACGCUACCUGGUAGUGAAGCUGGUAACCCCAUCGUGUCUGGUACCAACUACAUCAAGACAUCGUUCUCUUGGGACCCUUCAGAUCUCUGGAUGCACUACGGUAUCAUGGUCGCCCUCAUCGUCGGAUUCCUUCUCGCCAACGCCUUCCUCGGAGAGUUCGUCAAGUGGGGUGCUGGUGGCCGUACAGUCACAUUCUUCGUCAAAGAGAACAAAGAACUCAAGGAACUGAACGCCAAGUUGCAAGAGAAGCGCGACAAGCGUAACCGUAAGGAAGACAGCAGUGACAAGGACUCGGAUCUGAACAUUGCUUCCAAGGCUGUUCUCACAUGGGAGGACCUUUGCUACGACGUUCCUGUUCCUAGCGGAGAGCUCCGCCUGCUCAACAACAUCUACGGAUACGUCAAGCCCGGACAACUGACAGCGCUCAUGGACGCUGUCGGUGCUGGUUCUGCUCCUCGUAUCGGAGACAAGGAUUGGGCUGAUGUUUGGCGGGACUCUGAGGAGUUCGCGGAGGUCAAGCGCCACAUCGUCGAGGUCAAGGAAGAACGCAUGGCUGCCGUUGGCUCCGCCGAGCCAGUUGAACAACAGGAGUACGCUACACCACUCUCUUACCAGAUCAAGCAGGUUGUCAAACGCCAAAACCUGUCUUUCUGGCGCACUCCCAACUACGGCUUCACCCGUCUCUUCAACCACGUCAUCAUCGCUCUACUCACAGGUCUCAUGUACCUCCAGCUCGACGAUUCCCGAUCAUCCCUGCAAUACCGUGUCUUCAUCAUCUUCCAGGUUACCGUUCUGCCUGCUCUGAUUCUCGCUCAGGUCGAACCCAAGUACGCCGUUCAGCGUAUGAUCUCUUUCCGCGAGCAGAUGUCCAAGGCAUACAAGACGUUCCCCUUCGCCUUGUCUAUGGUGCUUGCUGAGAUGCCGUAUAGCGUCCUCUGUGCUGUCUUCUUCUUCAUCCCUCUUUAUUACAUCCCCGGACUGAACCCCGACAGCUCGCGCGCCGGAUACCAGUUCCUCAUCGUGCUCAUCACAGAGGUCUUCUCCGUCACCUUGGCUCAGGCGAUUGCUGCGCUGACACCGUCCCCAUUCAUCGCUUCCUACGUGAACCCCUUUAUCAUCAUCAUUUUCGCCCUCUUCUGUGGUGUCACAAUCCCCAAGCCCCAGAUUCCCAAGUUCUGGCGCGUGUGGCUCUACGAGCUCAACCCCUUCACACGCCUUAUUGGUGGCAUGAUCGUCACUGAGCUUCACGACCUCUCCGUCGAAUGUACAUCCGGCGAGUACAACCAGUUCAACGCCCCACAGGGUCAGGAUUGUGGAUCAUACAUGGGCGACUUCUUCUCCAACGGCGCACCUGGCUACCUCCUCGACAACGCAACCUCCGCCUGUAACUACUGCGCCUAUAAGGUUGGUGAUGAGUUCUACCAACCGCUUGGAUACGAGUUCAGCAACAGGUGGAGAGAUCUGGGUAUUUUUGCUGCGUUUAUUGCUAGUAAUUUGGUUAUUCUUUUCGUUGCUGCGAAGUACCUCAACUUCAACCGCAGAUAA
Messenger RNA from Alternaria atra, 3372 nucleotides. RefSeq lists its product as uncharacterized. Bases 1 to 3372 code for a protein of 1123 amino acids. Lineage: Eukaryota; Fungi; Ascomycota; Dothideomycetes; Pleosporales; Pleosporaceae. Gene Ontology annotation, biological process: transmembrane transport. The record is from RefSeq and is a predicted model, not a curated record. The transcript is spliced from 4 exons. Gene Ontology annotation, cellular component: membrane. Gene Ontology annotation, molecular function: ATP binding; ATP hydrolysis activity; ABC-type transporter activity.